AUGGGUGCGCCUCCCAGCUUUGCGCAGCGGAGGCCUCAUGCUGCUCAGUUGGGUAGCUUCGAACUUCCACCUCCGCCAAUGCACAAAUAUCCCUUCACUAACCACGGUACCGUCCCGCAGUCGUCACAAGCGUCGACAACCAUCGCUAGUGUAGGCAAUCUUCUCACUCCCCCGAGCACCAUUCACGGCGACGUGAUAAGCCCUUCGUCGGGAGUGUCGACGAGCGGCGCGGCCUCGACAACAAUGGCCUACUCCCAAAAUUACAACCACAUCUACUCCCCACCCACACAGCAGCCUUCCUACGGCUACUCACCCGCACACUCCCAGCACAACCAAUACGGUCAAGGCCGAGGGCUGAACCCGCCACCCUAUGAGAUGAACAAUCAGCUGCCACCAUUCACGCCAUCAUCCAGCGCAUCACAUAUGCCACCGAUGCCUGCACACCACCAUCAGCCUCACCACAUGAUGAACGCGCAAACACCUGCAUCCUCAUCGGCACCUCAGCAGUCGCCAGCACUACCCCAGGACUCCUUCAGGCAACCACACCCACCAACGCCAACUUACAACUACCAGCCAUCGGGAACGCCUCAACACUCCAACUUCCCCUAUUCCACUGGGCCAUCACCGACCCAGCAGCAUAGCCAAAGCCCGAUCAGUGCUGGAGGCUCCAUGCCUAGGAUGUCGCCAGCGGUAUCGCAAGGGCAGAUGCCUUCGGUGCCAUCCAAUAACCCUGUGCAAUCGCCUUCUUACUACCAGCGACCGCCACCAUCAGCCUACGCAUCAGGACCGGCACCGGUUUUCUCCAACGUCCAGAACCCGAACGGCGGGCUUGCUUUGGUCGGUGUGCACCCUGGAAUGAUGCCUGGCUUCAACAGUGGACACGCAGCUCAAAUGCCUCACUUCAUGGGGCACAACCCCCAUCAGCAACCAGCUUCAAAUGACAGGCCAUUCAAGUGCGAUCAAUGCCCACAAAGCUUCAACCGCAACCACGACUUGAAGCGACACAAAAGGAUCCACUUGGCAGUCAAGCCGUUCCCCUGCAACCACUGCGACAAGAGUUUCUCGAGAAAAGACGCGCUGAAGCGUCAUAUUCUUGUCAAAGGCUGCGGCAAGGCUGCUGCGAACAGCGACGACACGAAGAGGGAGAGCCACUCUCCCAAGUCGGAAGCUGUCGAGUCGAAAGCGAUGCGCUAG
Molecule: messenger RNA, 1194 nt
Organism: Ascochyta rabiei
Lineage: Eukaryota; Fungi; Ascomycota; Dothideomycetes; Pleosporales; Didymellaceae
Exons: 3
Coding region: 1-1194 (397 amino acids)
Biological process (GO): regulation of transcription by RNA polymerase II
Molecular function (GO): DNA-binding transcription factor activity; RNA polymerase II cis-regulatory region sequence-specific DNA binding
Source: RefSeq, a predicted model, not a curated record